Molecule: messenger RNA, 1754 nt
Organism: Onthophagus taurus
Lineage: Eukaryota; Metazoa; Arthropoda; Insecta; Coleoptera; Scarabaeidae
Biological process (GO): regulation of DNA-templated transcription
Molecular function (GO): DNA binding
Source: RefSeq, a predicted model, not a curated record
AUUGUGAUUGAUUUGGUUGUUGGGUAUCAAACGAACCCUCCUAUAAUUUAAACUUUAACGUUUUUACAAGAUAAUUUAUUUGCAAAAUGUAAAAUUUCCUAAAAUGUGUUUACUUACAUUUAUUUAUGUGUUAAAUUAGUGUAUUAAACAAGUAUUUUUAAAGUUUACGGGUCGUAUAGAUUAUUAUGGUUGAAGCGUCUCAAUCGAAAUUGCCUAACCAAGCUGACGUAAUCCACCAUUUUGUAUAACUUAUUGACAUUUCGUUAUAAAAUAGUGUUUUUCGAAGAAAUGAAAGCUUAAGCUGCUCUUCAAAUCCUGUAAAAAACACGUUGGUACCUGACCAUGUCCCAUGAAGAAAUUGAAUAUCAGCAGUUUCAAUCCACAAGUAGUGCGGAAGAAAAUGAUACAGACACAGAUCAGUACGAUCAAUCAGAAUUGGUUGUUCUCAAUGAAGAAUAUGAAGAUACAAACGUCGGCGUCGUCCAUAGAAGUGAACCAGUAGUAAAACGACGUGGGCAUCUUCCAAAAAACGCCGUCAAGAUUCUAAAAAGCUGGCUUUACGAGCAUCGUUUUAACGCAUACCCCACAGAAAUGGAGAAACAAAACCUAUCCAUCGAGACCAAUUUAACGUUCCUCCAAAUUAGCAAUUGGUUUAUAAACGCACGACGACGAUAUCUCCCCGAAAUUAUGCGUAAAGAAGGAUAUGAUCCUAAUCGGUACACAAUUUCUAGACGAGGAAAAAGGUUAAAGAACAACGAAUCGUUUGGGAAACGAAAGAAACAACGCCGAUCUCAAACUAGUGAUGAUUCUGAAUAUGAUUCGGAAGAGGAAGCUGUUAAUGGUUAUAAUCAAACUAGAAUUUUGCAAAAAAAGAAAUUUAAUCCUUGGCAAGCAGAUAUUCAUUAUGGGUUAACUAUUGAUGCUGAACAUCCAGCUAAUAGAGGGGGUGGAAGUGUUGAUGUUGAAACAUUUGAAGAAAAUAUUGUUACUAACGCUCAUCAAAUUACUACAAACGCUUCUAAUUUGAUAUUAGUCAAGACUGCAUCUGGUAAAAAUGUUGUACUCAAAGUAGUGCCUCAAAACAGCCUUGAAGAUAAAGGUGUGCUACAAACAAAAGCUGUUAGUGUAAGUCCUUUGGGCUCAACAACAAAUGUAAAGGAAGAGUUUGUAGAUGAAGUUGAAACAUUUUUUGAUAGUGAAGUAAAAAUGGAAACUCCUGGUGAAUGUGAAAAUGAAGCCAUAUUGCCGGAUGAUGAGACGUUUUUAAGUGAGAAUCUGUUUGAUAAUGAGCUGGCGACGAAAACUUUUGAAGAUGAGGUCUUUGUGAAUGAGGUGACGAUAGAUGAAUCGAACAUAAAAGAAGAGGUUCAGUGAAAAAUUAAAAAAAAAAAAAAAUGGUUUUCUUCGUUAGCGCAAUUGUAUUAUAAAGUAUACUUACAUCUAAACAAGAAAAAGCCGUUGGAUUAGUUUAUUUUGUACUAUAUUUCGUAUAUUAUUUAUGAAGCAAUUUAAAUGGUUUAUAAGCAAUUUAAUAUUUUUACAUAUUAAUUACACCACAUUUAUUAAUUCUGAAAUUAAAAUUAGGUACCGAGCGGAAAAAAAUGAGGAUAAAAAGAAAAUAAUAACAAGAGUUUGGGAUUUUUUUCUAAAAAAAUUUAUUGACCUAGUCUCCGUACUUUCCUUCUAUUUUGUUUUUCAACAUGCGCAUCUCCAAUUGUUACAACAGUAAUACAAAAUAUAUUCUAGAAAAUAAA